CACAUGUGCAGAUUGAGCGAGGUCGUGUAAAUACUGCAAUUAUUCGUAGAUAUGAAGAGAGCAGUUGUAGAGGCGUCCGACGUCAAUGAUGAAAAUGUGGUCGAUCCUGUCGCAAGCAAGAAGAAACGUGAGGCAUUUAGCGCCCAUGAUUUUACCACACGUUUGAAAGAAGGCAACAUCGUGUCAGUCUUGGAAGAUUUUAUUGAAAAUGCUCGUGAUAAUUCAAGUGACAUUGUCACUGAAUACUUAAAAAUGUCACCAGAAUGCAAUGAGGUUUUUAAGCUGAUGGAUGGCGAGAAGCGUCCACCAUCGCAGAUGCAGUUGAUAUUAGAGUUGCUAGAAUGUAUCCUCCUACAUAUCAGUGAUAACACAAGCUACAAAUCCACUGCCAUGUCUAUUGUACAAAGAUUAUUAGAGAAUUACAAACGCCAACUCAAUGAUCCAUUGGGCAUUGGACGCAGUGCAAAAUAUACCAAGUCGUGUUUACGACUAUUGACUGCUAUGGUGAUGAUUGACGCCAACACUGCUAGAGAUGUACAGAAUCAUUUCGAUUUACACAGGGAAAGUUUCAUAUCACUUCUACAUAGAAGAGAUUCAAGGGCACAGUUUGAUGUGAGGGUGUGGUUUAUUCGUUUAUGUAUAUCUUUUCUUAUCAAUGGUGAUGAUCAGGUGAUACAGAAAAUGAUUGACUUCAAAGGUCUUUUCAAUACAAUGUUUAAAAACAUUUCAAAAGACAAAGCGUCAACAAUUCAUCUAAUUUUAUCAACAAUGAAGAGAAAGGGUCAAAAUUCUCAGUUGGAAGGUUUGAAUAUAAUUCGUGAAGAGAUCCAUGAUUUUCUACAAACACUGACUUGUUCACUUCGAUUUGGUAUCAAUUUCUUCGAUAGAAGUCUUGGUACAUCAGGAAGAAUACAAAACAACAUUUUGUUAAGAUUUUUACUGUCAUUGAGGUCAGCUGUAAAUGAUAUACUUGUACAAGAUUUAGUUAUUCGUAUUCUAAAAGUUUGCCCUGAUAUUAUAAAUAAGUACUUAACUGGUUGUGAUUAUACGUUUAAUCCAAGACAAUCCAUUAAAUGGUCUGCUAAUAUGAAUCUUCUCAUGAAGAUCUAUGAAAGUCAACCUGAAAUAUCGCCUGCUCUAAAGAUGGCUGACAAAGUCCCAUUAUUCAAGUUGGUUGCCAUGGUGAUGGUUACUACUGUACCUGUUGUAGCAACUAGACCUAUGAUUUUACAAGGAAUUAGGACUGAUGAUAGUUCUGUACAGAACACCAUUUUGGACUUCCUUAUAAUGAUUUUAAAUAAAGUGAAGUUCAUUGUUAAAUACACUGAGAAUUGUGAAAACUGGAUUCAGAAUUCCGUCUACUCACAAUCUGAUAUGAAGCACUUCAGUGGACUGUAUAAAGAAGCUGUUACCAAGGUGAUUCCAGAAAUCUCCUCCAUUCUCGCAUGCUGGAAUAAACUGUCAAAGAAACAGUCACAAACUGAUAAAAAUGGUGAUGAUCAAGAUGUUGAUGAUGUUGUCAUGGAAACAGAGGUCAUUGAUAGCUCUUUGGAAGUUGGAGAACAGAGUCAUUCUACAUCUGCAGAGAAUGAUGAACAAAAGCUGAAAACUGAUGAAUAUGGUACGAUGAUAAAAUCUAAAAUACUACGUAUACUGUGUUUAUAUCAAGAAAUAUUACCAGACUCAUUCUAUAGAUGUAGUCAUGAUUUUAGUCGCUUGCUAAAUGGUAUAACAACAGCGCCAUCUACAGUCCAGUUUUAUGUGCUACAGUUACUAUUGGAUUCACCUGCAGGCAAAUACCGAUGGUUUAAAGAAGUCAAAGGUCAAGGUACAAGUAUAAGCCAUUUACUUCAUUUAUUUGUCACUACCCAAGAUGCACAGGUGCUGAAAAUUGUUAACAAUCUUGUACGAAAGGUAAUUAAAAAUAAUUUGGUAUUGGUUAUUAAAAGUUACAACAUAUUAAGUAUGGGUGACAUCUCCAUGGAAACCACUGAUGUUCUGACACCAACAUCUGAUAGUGAAAUGAAUAUCCCAAAUGUUUGGCCAUCUGAGUUCUUUCCGUUCAGUCCAUUGGUUGUUGCUGUAUUACAGGAAUGGAAUUCCUCUUCACUGAAAGAUGCUGUUGAGGAUUGUUUAUUGGAUAACAUCAAAGAUGUCCUUCAUUAUCAGUUGAAACCAGAAACAUUAUGUUUGUUGGUUCAACAGACAUUUACUCCAACUGAGAAUAUAACAUCAAAUUAUCAAAGGGAACUCCUUCAUUAUUGUGAUAAAUUUACUGGAAAAAACCAACAUAUCAAG
Messenger RNA from Saccoglossus kowalevskii, 2298 nucleotides. Its product is annotated as nucleolar pre-ribosomal-associated protein 1-like. Gene Ontology annotation, cellular component: nucleolus. Gene Ontology annotation, biological process: maturation of 5.8S rRNA from tricistronic rRNA transcript (SSU-rRNA, 5.8S rRNA, LSU-rRNA); maturation of LSU-rRNA from tricistronic rRNA transcript (SSU-rRNA, 5.8S rRNA, LSU-rRNA). The record is from RefSeq and is a predicted model, not a curated record. Lineage: Eukaryota; Metazoa; Hemichordata; Enteropneusta; Harrimaniidae.